Molecule: messenger RNA, 2360 nt
Organism: Chelmon rostratus (copperband butterflyfish)
Lineage: Eukaryota; Metazoa; Chordata; Actinopteri; Chaetodontiformes; Chaetodontidae
Product: mitogen-activated protein kinase kinase kinase 20-like
Exons: 12
Coding region: 22-1902 (626 amino acids)
Biological process (GO): protein phosphorylation
Cellular component (GO): cytoplasm
Molecular function (GO): protein kinase activity; ATP binding
Source: RefSeq, a predicted model, not a curated record
GUGCGCGUGAGUCAGUAUGCCAUGUCGUCCCCUGGCUCGUCGUUUGUGCAGAUAAAGCACGAGGACCUGCUCUUCUAUGAGAACUGUGGAGGAGGCAGCUUCGGGAGCGUCUACAGAGCCCUGUGGAUUUCCCAGGACAAGGAAGUGGCUGUGAAGAAGCUCCUGAAGAUUGACAAAGAGGCUGAGAUUCUUAGUGUCCUGAGUCAUAAGAACAUCAUUCAGUUUUAUGGAGCCGUGCUGGAAUCUCCCAACUAUGGCAUUGUCACAGAAUAUGCCAGUGAAGGGUCUCUGUAUGAGUACCUCUCCAGUGAGCAGAGUGAGGAGAUGGACAUGGAGCAGAUCAUGACGUGGGCCAUACAGAUAGCCAAAGGGAUGCAUUACCUCCAUGCAGAAGCUCCAGUCAAAGUCAUUCACAGAGACCUCAAAUCACGGAACGUGGUAAUGACAGCAGACAGAGUGCUGAAGAUUUGUGACUUUGGGGCGUCUAAGUUCCUGUCCCACACCACCCACAUGACGGUGGUGGGCACUUUUCCCUGGAUGGCUCCUGAAGUCAUUCAGAGCCUGCCUGUCUCCGAGACCUGCGACACCUACUCUUAUGGCGUGGUGCUGUGGGAGAUGCUGACUCGGGAAGUUCCUUUCAAAGGUUUUGAAGGGCUGCAGGUUGCGUGGUUGGUGGUGGAGAAACAAGAGAGGCUGACCAUCCCCACCAGCUGUCCAGCAAGUUUUGCAGAGCUGAUGAGGAAAUGUUGGCAAGCAGACCCAAAGGAGCGUCCACAGUUCAAACAGGUGCUGGCAACCCUGGAGACCAUGGCCAACGACAGCAGACUACCGGACCAGUGCAACUCCUUCCUACAUAACAAGGACCAGUGGAGGUGUGAAAUUGAGUCGACCCUGGAGCGCCUUCGGAAGCUGGAGAGAGAGCUUUACUCCAAAGAGAAGGAGCUGGAGGAGAGGGAGAGGAGGCUCAGACUGUGGGAGGAGAGGCUGAUGGAGAGGUCCAACAUGACUCCCAGUCCGACCUCCCUACUCAUGGAGCGCUCAAACAUCUCACCAUUCUUCACACCACUGUCCAUCGGUUCCUCUGGCUCUUUCUUCCGCUCGCACUCUCAAGACUCCAACAGCACAGGGAUCAGCAGUGCUGGCGUCAGCAGCGCCGGCGUCAGCUGUCUCCUCCGCACCCUCAGCAAUGGAGACACGGAGAGGGGCAGCAGUACGGUACUGGAGAGGGGGAUGGGUUCGCUCGACAGCGGGAGGCUGCAUGCCAUGCUCCGAGGGUUGCAGGGCAGGUUCGGGGAUGAGGACGAGGAACAGGAGGGAACCCUGGAGGAGAAAAACUGGGGGCAGAGGGAGAGAGAUGACAGUGGGAGUGGGUUUGGAGAGGCGGAAGGGGAGAGAGAAAAAGAGGGAGGAUGGGAGAUAGAAAAGAUGGGGGACAGGUUAGAUGAAAGAGGGAUGGAAGGGGGGAUAGAAGGGGGGAGGCUCCCAACCAUGUUUAAGGGUCUGCACGGGAGAUUGGGGGGCUUGGGGGACAUGCUGUCUUUAGACAUGAAUGAGAUGGGGGAAAUGGAGAGACUAGGUGACAUGGACAUGGAGAUGGAUAUGGGUGACCUGGGAGUGAGGAAGGUCGUAGGUCACGGCAUCAGGAGUGAGGUGGGGGUCAGGGGUCGCAGGAGUGACAUGGGAGUUGUGGUCCAGGGAGUCCGAGGUGACCUCAGCGAGGCCAUCAGCCAAAAGAUUAGAGGUGAAGUAGGGGUCAUUGGUCAUUCAGGGGUGCAGGUGAGCAUGCAGUCUUCGUCCAAUCAGAACUCUGUGAAGAGCUGCAGUGUGCGGCAGGGAACCAAGAUCAACAUGGCGACCGCAGCCAUGGACAUGAUGGAGUUCGACUGGCCUGACAGUGACUAGAAAACACACAGGAGCACACACACACACAGAAAACACACAUAGAAAAUACACACAGAGGCCAAACUAGAAAGAUUUUGACUUGUUAGCACAUGCGAGCUACAGUAUGUGCGUUAGGAUCUCCAGUUAAAAAAAAAGCUGGCAGACACACAUUUCUUUUGUUAAAUUCUUUUUUAUAGAAUGGAUGAAUACUACGCCCAUGUGUACUGUGAAGUAGGAAGGAGCAAAGAGACAAUAAGAGGUUGUCUUGUCAUGUUGUCAGACUGACUUCACCUGUGUAAUUUAAUGUGCUAUUAAACUGCUGCAUAACAUACUGUAAGAGGUACAAGUGUUACAAAAUAACACACUUGAAUGCCGCUCUAAUGAGGCAGCACUUCUUUUUCCUGCUUAUCAAGAAUCUUGUAGUUUAUAGAUUUGGUUUGUUCAAAACAAGCUUAGACUUCAUCAGUUCUAACUGUGAU